AUGUCUUCUCUUGCAUAUCCUUUCGAAGUCACCAGCAUUAAUUACAACGGCAUGGCAACCUCCGUCGAGCAAUUAACCAGCUACGCCGCUCAAGCUCGCAGUCUAGCCAAUGCCGACUUGUCACAUCUCUCAAUUGAUCGCACUCGCUCCCCUUACAAUGCCCUCGGGAUCCGUCAACUUACCUCUGGAACUCCGCUCUGUCCCCUGAACGAUGCUCCUGCUGCAACCAUGGACGGUGCCACACCUGCGGACCUGCCUAAGCAGGUCUUGCCAUCCGCUUUUGCAUUGACAAGCUUGGCGCUUUGGGAUUGGAUCUGUUAA
Penicillium longicatenatum is the source of this 321-nucleotide messenger RNA. RefSeq lists its product as uncharacterized. The coding region runs from base 1 to 321 and encodes 106 amino acids. The record is from RefSeq and is a predicted model, not a curated record. Lineage: Eukaryota; Fungi; Ascomycota; Eurotiomycetes; Eurotiales; Aspergillaceae. The transcript is spliced from 2 exons.